AUGCUCUUUAUUUCUGCCCCACCCUUUUUAGUCAUCAUUAAUAUUGAAUCCUCGGGAAAGUGGCCAAGAGACAACCUGGAGGCCUUUUUGCACAUGAAGAGGUUGUUUCUUCUUCGGGUGAAUGAACUGCUCUGCCCCAAAGGCAUUCCCUCGCGUGUAGUCGACAACGGCAUGCUCGACAUUUUCCUGGGUGGCCUGGUCCUACGCGUCUCCUUUUACCAACCACUGGAGCUUCUGCUGUUGAAGCGUGCCGCAGGCCUUCUCCCCAAAUCGAAGCAGACCCGUAGUAAACAGCAGCAGUCCCUCGCAGUAGCGCCAGACACUGACGCGACCACUCUACGCACACCGGUUGACCUUCAGCGUUGGCUGCUCUUCAAUGAGAGGUUACCAGCGGUCACUAGCCAACUUAACACUAUCUCGCGAGUCCACCUAAACACCUUCCCCGAGGCCUGUCGCCUGGCCAAGCGCUGGCUGUCCGGCCAUGGUCUGCCGGUAGUACGGUGUCCGGAGCUGGGCACUGAGCCCCGUGGCUUGCCCGCCAGUCGACCACCGUCCCUCCUCGGUGACAGCGACUUCUCCGCAGACUUUCGUCUCUCUGAGAUCGCGGUGGAGUUGAUGAUUGUGUAUGCAGGCUUCUUUACCAAGCCCGUCAGCGGUACACUCGCCGAGAGCCCUUUCGUAGUGGAGGAAAGCGAAGCGGCCCUCGCCUCGGCCUCCCCGCUGGCGACUUUUCUGCGUUUUCUUCGGCUCCUUUCGACUUUCGACUGGGCGAAGGGACCCCUUGUCGUCGAUUUGAAUGACGGUUUUAUCGAAGGUAUUGACGUGACAUUUAGUAGUUUCGUAUUAAUCACUGUCUGUACAGGCGUUUGUCUCCUUCUUCGCCAGAUGCCUGCACUGUUCACGGUUUUUGUUGUUUUUCUUGAUGUGGUAUUCGUAAUCUGCUGA
Molecule: messenger RNA, 945 nt
Organism: Dibothriocephalus latus
Lineage: Eukaryota; Metazoa; Platyhelminthes; Cestoda; Diphyllobothriidea; Diphyllobothriidae
Source: the annotation of a GenBank genome assembly